Molecule: messenger RNA, 1101 nt
Organism: Boeremia exigua
Lineage: Eukaryota; Fungi; Ascomycota; Dothideomycetes; Pleosporales; Didymellaceae
Exons: 3
Coding region: 195-1085 (296 amino acids)
Source: RefSeq, a predicted model, not a curated record
AUGUCCACGCGGUCACACAAAUUGGGGGAAGGAGAGAUGAGAUGGGGGAAUAGAGAGAGAUCCACCACCUCUGCCCUUCGGACUGGAAUAUAGCGACCCUGCAUCUCAAUACUACCAAGUCUAAACAUUGUUCACUUUGGUUCUCACUUGGUCUCUUUCGUAUCAUACAGUAUCUUCCAACUGAACCUGGCAGCAUGGCGAACCAACCAUAUACUCCCAAACCUGUAACCGACAUAUUCACAGCAGACACGGAUAUAGACCGCAGACAAUGCAAACGAGAAGUCCCAAUGCGCGUUCUCGCCCUAGGCCUAGGCAGAACAGGCACCGCAUCCCUCCGCUCCGCACUCCAGGAGCUCGGCUUCACAGACACAUACCACAUGAUGUCUGCCAGCGUAGAAAACCCGCCUGACUGCCUGAUGUGGCAGGACGCCUUCGCCGCCAAAUUCGACGGCGAGGGCGAAUUCGGCAGAGAGCAGUGGGACCAGCUCCUCGGCCACUGCCAGGCCGUGUGCGACUGGCCCGCCGUCGCCUUCGCGAAAGAACUCAUCGAAGCGUACCCCGAAGCCAAAGUCCUGAUUACCACCCGCGACGUUGAUUCCUGGCACGCCUCAACGCUCAAAACCGUCGACUGGCGCGCCAACGACCUCGAGCUCAAGUUCGUCGCGCAGUGGGACUGGGGCGCGGGGCUGUACCAGCCCAUGCUGCACAAGUUCUGGACGACGUUUUUCAAGGGCGAUUUCCGCACGUACGGCAAGCAGGUCUUCACCGACUACUACGCCGAGCUGCGGACUCUCGUGCCCCCGGAGAACCUGCUCGAGUACAAGAUGGGCCAGGGCUGGGCGCCGCUGUGCGAGUUCUUGGACGUGCCGGUGCCGAAGGGGAAGAAGUUUCCGCAUGUUAAUGAUACGGAUGGGUUUGUGGAUAGGUGUAAGGCGCGGAAUAGGGCGCAGUUGGGGAAUGUGCUGUUCAGGGGGUUUGUCAUGGGGGGUGGGUUGGUGGCGGCGGUGUUGAGUGCGAGUGUGACGGUGCAUAGGUUGGGUCUGGGGGGGAGGCUGCCGUCGCUGAUGGGGUUUUUGCGCGCGUGAUUUCUUGCAGAGCUGU